AUGGCGCUUGGGCAUGCGGUGAAAAGGAGGCGGCUUAGUCCGUCCAGAGAUGCCGAUUCGCAGGCUCCAAAUUCGAAUGCAUCCUUCAAAAAGCGUUUCUACAGUCGUGCGGCGGAAUGGGACCUGGAACAAGAAUACGAGCGUCGGCCGCGCAAGGGCAACAAAUGUGAUGUAGAGAAGAGUCGUCUUCCGAUUAAAACUGCGGAAGGAAAGUUAGAGCAUAUCAUGGAGCCUACGGAUGAUCAGUCUGACAAUCCCUUCGAUUCGGACGACGAUGCUGCGGAGGAGCAGGGGAUUACGGCCGAGGUCAAGGCUGUUGAGAAGCCGAAACCUCACAUCCCCGCGAAAAUACAGAUUCUAGAAGCAAAAGAAGAGUUGGCAAGGAUUGCAGAGCUUAUUAAUGAGGAUCCGGAGGAGCAUACGGGUUUAUUUAAAAGACUAGGAGACAUGGUAUCGGAGACCUUACUUCCCGCAGUUAAGAAGCUGGCAUUGGCCGCCCAAGCGGCUAUCUAUAGAGAUGUUAUUCCUGGCUAUCGGAUAAGGCCAUUGGGGGAAGAAAAUACGACGGCAAAAGUUUCGAAAGAGGUGCGGAAACUUCGUGAUUUUGAGAAGUCUCUUCUCUCCGGAUAUCAAAAUGCUGUCAAGCAAUACGCUUCUUUUGCAAAACCGAGUGGGACUGCCAAGGAUGCAGAUGAUGCGGAGGGUUUGAAGAAAGUUGCAAUCAAUUGUGCCUGUAGCUUACUUCUUGCAGUGCCGCAUUUCAAUUUCCGCGGCGAGCUGUUGAGGAUUCUGAUUUCGCAACUUGGUAGGUGCAAAGUUGACGAAAACUUUGUUAAAUGUCGUGAGACGAUUGAACAACUAUUUUCCAACGAUGAAGAUGGUAUCGUGUCUAUGGAAGCUGUUGGGUUGCUGUCUAAAAUGAUGAAGGCAAGAAAUUACCAGGUUCACGACAGCGUGUUGGAUACUUUUCUGCAUUUACGACUUCUCUCAGAAUUCUCUUCAAAGGGUUCGAAAGAUUCCAUCGACAAACAGGGAGAUGAGGACACAUUGAAGGGCAAGAAGGUGAAGGCGAAAAAGGAAUUCAGAACUAAAAAGGAGAGAAAACUUGCUAAGGAGCGAAAAGCAGUGGCCAAAGAUAUGAAGGAGGCAGAUGCCCUUGUCAGCCAUGAGUCUCGGGAUAAGAUGCAAGCGGAAACGCUGAAACUGGUAUUCGGCACAUAUUUCCGGAUCCUCAAGCUUCGCAGCCCCAGCCUUAUGGGUGCCGUCCUGGAAGGCCUAGCAAAAUAUGCCCACCUCAUCAACCAGGAUUUCUUCGGUGACCUCCUCGAAGCAUUGAAAGAACUAAUUUCACAAACCGAUCCUUCCAACUCUUCCACAGAAACCCCAGACCCAUCUACCUCCCCUAACGAACUCGACCUCGUUGGUAAAACGGAAACAAGGAAUAUGACCCGCGAAGCGCUCCUGUGCUGCAUAACCGCCUUCGCCCUUCUCGAGGGCCAAGACGCCAGCAAGGCCGCCUCAACACUCCAUCUAGACCUCAGCUACUUUAUGACCUACCUCUACCAAUCCCUCUACCCGUUAUCCCUAUACCCAGACAUAGAAUACCACCCAAACAAAUCUCUUCACCUCCCCGACCCAUCCACCACCACAACCCCCGUUCCCGAGAGGCACCAGACCAACAAAGUAAAUUUCCAAACCCCUACCGUCCUCCUUCUCCGCUGCCUCCAAUCCACUCUCACAGCCAAAGGCACCAACGUAGCACCUCCGCUUCGCCUAGGCGGCUUCACAAAGCGCCUCAUGACCGCGUCUUUACAGUUGCCAGAGAAGUCAUCGCUGGCUACGCUUUCUCUGCUGGCGCGUGUGGCCAAGCAGCAUGGGCGGAAAAUCGCGCCGUUGUGGAAUACCGAGGAGCGGAGGGGGGAUGGUGUGUUUGAUCCACUUGCGUUGACGGUGGAGGGGAGUAAUGUCUUUGCUGGGAAUGUGUGGGAGGGGGAGUUGUUGAGGUUGCAUUAUUGUCCGCGGGUGAGGGAGGUGGCGAGGGAAGUUGAGAAGGUUGUCGCGGCGGUGAAGUAG
Messenger RNA from Paracoccidioides lutzii Pb01, 2073 nucleotides. Its product is annotated as nucleolar complex-associated protein. The record is from RefSeq and is a predicted model, not a curated record. Gene Ontology annotation, biological process: DNA replication initiation. Gene Ontology annotation, cellular component: nucleolus. Gene Ontology annotation, molecular function: chromatin binding. The transcript has a single exon. The coding region runs from base 1 to 2073 and encodes 690 amino acids.